Etheostoma cragini (Arkansas darter) is the source of this 5278-nucleotide messenger RNA. Its product is annotated as C-terminal binding protein 1. NCBI's taxonomy places the organism in Eukaryota, Metazoa, Chordata, Actinopteri, Perciformes, Percidae. The coding region runs from base 452 to 1783 and encodes 443 amino acids. Gene Ontology annotation, molecular function: NAD binding; oxidoreductase activity, acting on the CH-OH group of donors, NAD or NADP as acceptor; transcription corepressor activity. The record is from RefSeq and is a predicted model, not a curated record. The transcript has 12 exons.
UCCCGUAAAUGCAGCAGUGCUUGUAUUCACUGUGUGCACGUUUCUUUCUUUUUAGUGACACAGACAGAGGGACAGACGGAAAGACAGAGAUUUGCUGUAGUAGAAAGUAAGAAGGGGAGGGAGGUAGCUGGAGACGCCAGGGAGAGAAGGAGGGAGGGGUAAGAUAGAUAGAGAGAGCGGGCAAGCAAAGGGGACAGAAGGGAGGGAAAAGCGCGAGAGAGAGAGAAAGAGAGAGAGAGAGAGAGAGAGAGAGAGAGAGAGAGAGAGAGAGAGAGAGAGAGAAAGAAGAGGGGGAGCACAUGUGUAUGCUUGUCACUAAGGGGCUGGGAGAAGGACUAAGGGAAGCGAGGUAGCUGGCCACAGCCGCCAUAUGCUGACUGGAUUCCUGUUCAUGUCUGCUGUGUGAAGACUGUAGGUUUCUGUUGUGUGCUGGCCAGCUGGGGAACACACCAUGGGAAGCUCACAUCUCCUCAACAAAGGCAUGCCUCUAGGCAUCAGGCCACCCAUUAUGAAUGGGCCCAUGCAUCCGCGCCCACUGGUGGCACUGCUGGACGGGCGAGACUGCACUGUGGAGAUGCCCAUCCUAAAAGAUGUAGCAACCGUGGCCUUUUGUGACGCUCAGUCUACACAGGAGAUCCACGAGAAGGUGCUGAAUGAAGCUGUAGGCGCUCUGAUGUACCACACCAUUACUCUGAUGAGAGAAGACCUAGAAAAGUUUAAAGCUCUGCGCAUCAUCGUACGCAUUGGUAGUGGCUAUGAUAACAUUGACAUCAAAUCUGCCGGGGAACUGGGCAUAGCUGUGUGCAAUAUGCCAGCAGCCUCGGUGGAGGAGACGGCGGACUCCACACUGUGUCACAUCCUCACCUUGUACCGACGCAUCACCUGGCUUCACCAGGCUCUCCGGGAGGGAACGCGGGUUCAAAGCGUGGAGCAGAUCCGAGAGGUGGCGUCAGGAGCCGCAAGGAUCAGAGGAGAGACACUGGGACUUAUAGGGCUCGGUCGAGUAGGCCAGGCUGUAGCCCUGAGAGCCAAGGCCUUUGGCUUCAAUGUGAUCUUCUAUGACCCUUAUUUGGCUGAUGGUGUAGAAAGAUCCUUGGGACUACAAAGGGUCACCACACUACAGGACCUGCUCUUCCACUCUGACUGUGUCUCUCUGCACUGCAGCCUCAACGAACACAACCACCACCUGAUUAACGACUUCACCAUCAAACAGAUGCGCCAGGGGGCGUUUCUGGUGAACACGGCCAGGGGGGGUCUGGUAGAUGAGAAGGCCUUGGCUCAGGCCCUGAAGGAGGGGAGGAUACGUGGAGCUGCUCUGGAUGUUCAUGAGACAGAGCCUUUUAGUUUCAGUCAGGGUGCGCUGAAGGACGCUCCCAAUCUGAUUUGCACCCCACACGCUGCCUGGUACAGCGAACAGGCAUCGCUGGAGAUGAGAGAGGAGGCAGCCAGGGAGAUCCGAAGGGCUAUUACAGGUCGUGUCCCUGACAGUCUAAAGAACUGUGUGAAUAAGGAGUUCCUCUCCCAGAACAACCACUGGGCAGGAGUUGACCCAGCUACCGUCCACCCCGAGCUCAACGGGGCUUAUAGGUAUCCCCCAGGUGUGGUGAGCUUGCCAGCUGGUGGCCUCCCACCACCUGUUGAAGGCAUUGUGCCCAGCGCCGUGCCCAUCACACACACCCUUCCGCCCGCUCUCACACACCCUCCUCAUGUCCCAUCCCCUGGACAAAAUACAGUCAAGCCACCAGAGGGCGACAGGGAGCAGCAUCCAAAUGACCAACUGUAGACAGACAGACACACACACACACACACACAGCAACCGGGAUCCUAGUGAUAAGUUCCCCAGUGACAAGUUGUCAUCAAACAGUUUCACAGAGUGUCAGACGGACAGGUUAAGGUCCAAAUAACAAUCGAUUCACAACCCCUGGCAAAUUGGUUCCCAGCAGCCAGUUCACACCCCAAAGAAGAAAAUGAGGAUGAUGAUAAAUAGGAUGAUGAACAAGAGUGGAUAGCUGUCUGAUGCUCUAAUCAAAGAGUGCUGAGUUGUCCCCAGAUGUCCUGAGAAAGACCGUAAAGAUCCACAGGUUGAUCUUCACAUAAAAACUCCAGUAUGGUCAAGUUCCUAUGUAGUCCCGGAGGUGACAUAGAGGAAAAAAAGAAAAAGAAAAAAAAAACAUGUACUGGGGACACUUUUGCAGGAUCUUGAUUUUGUUUUGUGGGAUCUUGAUUUUCUUUUACGAGAUAUUGCUAACCUAGCUAGCUAAUAGUGCGCUAGCUAGUAGCAAGACAUGAUUACAUGUCCUUGGUUGUCCAAAUACAUUGUUUAUUUUGAUAAGCAUUAAUAAUUAUUACAUGCCAAAGUGAAGUGUUUGAAUUGUCCUUGAUUGUUGAUGUCAAUAGUACUAGUUUGUGUUGUUGUAGCAACAUGCUUGUUCAUGAGCUAUUUUUUACAUAUCUCUAGUAUAGCUAGCUAGUUAUGUGGCGAACUCAUGAACUCGCCAUUUUACUGUAUAAAAUAUUCACUACUGGUAGACAUUGUUUUUUCAUUGUUCCUGAUCGUUUACCUGCAUGUCAAAAUAAAGGAUGAAUGUAUUUAUACAACCAAGGAGAUGUAAUCAUGUCAUGCAACUAGCUAGAUACUAGCUAGCUACUAAGGUUAGCAUGCAGUCAACAACGAUGUGCAUUGUAACACUUCAUUUUGGCAAGUAUUAAUUAGUAAUGCUUAUUAAAAUAAAUUCAUUUAAACGAUGUACAUGUAAUCAUGUCGUGCUACUAGCUAGCUAGGUUAGCCUUAUUGGAUUUGCGGGAUCUCAUAAAUAAAAUUAAAUGAAACUCGACAUCUCACAAAGCAAAGUCAAGAUCUGGCAAAACAAAGUCAAAGUCUUGCAAAAGUAUUUUUCCCAGUACAUGUAUUUUCCAUGUCACCUCCAGGGCUCCGUAAGUUUCUGCCAGAAGUAAAAAAAAAACUAAAAAAAUGUUGAUUUGGUAAAAAAAAAUACAGACUCCAAUUCUGCUGUUUAAGACUGUACUGCAUCCAAAGUUAGAGGGGCAGGUUUCAUGUCUUUCUCUCUUUUUCUGUCCUUUCCUUAGUUUGAUGUAAAAGCAUAAGUAGUAGGCUAUGAAAUGAAUUUAACCUGUCUGUGUACAGUUUUUAGACUUACGCCAAGAAGAUACUGAUAUUUGUAUUCCAGUCUUAACAAAAUAGGGUUUCUAUGUAGCCAAACUUGUUGAGAAUACAAUAUCUGAUUUUGUUUCAUGUGUCCCCAACUUAAGACCCCCCCCCCCCCCCCCCCCAAAAAAGAGGCAGCUUUUGCACACCAUCUCAGGAAAUUAAGUUUCCGCAGUUGGUAUAUAUUUUCUUUUUUUAAUUACUUUUUAUGCCACUUAGUGCUUUUGUUUUUCUACCUGCUUGCCUUUUCAUGUCCUGCUACAUAAGAUAAAAUGAACUUUAACAAGAGCUAAAGUUUAACUAAUGUUUGCUUCACUUUGUUAUGUUUAAGGGGCAUGUUUUGCUCUCGGGACUUAAUGUAAAUGUUUGACCCAAAUUAAGGGGGUUGCGGGAGGGAAGGUUGUAGGGAGGUGGUGUAAUGGUAUGCUUGGCUGGGACGAUUUCAUUCCUAGUCACUAUUUAAAUUUUAAAAAAAUAGAGUGGUUGGGAGCAGGUUGUGGACAAGGCAAUGCAUUGACAGUUUGUAGCAGCUUACAGUUUCAGAAACAGUCUCUUAAAAGGUUAUUAUAUUCUUUGUUGUCUUCAUGUCUAACGAUCCAGUACUUCCACUAAUACACACAUUCAUUUUCCAAGUCAUGGAGCAUGAACAGUUCAGCACACCAAGGUUUACAGAUGAUGCACAACAUUGUGUGUUGCUUUAUGCUAUGCUGUCAAAUCAGCCAACAGACUACUGCAGAAGAACUGCAUCAACAAACUCAAUAUAUCAAUUAUUCAACUGCUGUGCUUUCUGAAAGCAUUUUUUGGUUCAUAUGUUAAGUUAAACUCACUUGUACAGAUAUCACAUCCAGUCAAGGACAUUAAUGGUUACUGAGUAAUGAGGAACAGUUGUGUUCCUAAAAGUAGGGGUCAAACCAAAUGUUCAUAUUUUUAAUCCACUCCCAAAUCCACCUGUUAAGACUUUUUAAAAUACUCUAUGGCUCCUCAGUUUGAUAAACUUUCAAUAAACUAAAGGUGUUUCUUGAUAGCAUGUCAGAACAUACUGAUUAGUAUCCGUUUAACAUUUCACAAUGGGUCCUCCUGAGUAUACUGUUUAACCACCCUCAGUGGCCUCUGUGUCUAUGUGUACAUACUGUAUGGUGUUCUGCCUGCCUGUGUCAUUGUGACUUGGUUGUAUCUAUGUCUAAAAAAGCAGCACUGGGAGAAGGGGUGGCGACUAGUACGCUCCACAAGGCAUCACUACAAAAUCUGCCAUAAAAAUACACAAAUAAACAUUAUGUAAAAAAACAACAACUAAGAACUAGCUUAAAAGAACAAUACUUCAAAUUGAAGCUAGCAAACUCAACCAGUUAUCUGUGCUUUGACUGGUUUGAUUCCCACCAUGUAAACAAGAUGCUGAUGUUAUGUCAGUACAGUAAAAUAUUGGGCAUAUUUAUUUCAGUUUACAUAUUGUUGAUGUCAGCAGGCCAGCUAAGUGACAGUGCUUUUAGGAUCCCCUUCUACCAGCAGCUGAGUAGUAAAAACAGUUCACUGUUGCCUACCUGGUCUUCUUCUUCAUGGGAAGGUAGUAAAAGUAGAAAUCAGGGAUGGACAUUUCACGACCCAAUGGCGAGUAGUUUUGAGUUCUUACUGGCCAGAAUCUGAAGGGUUGUCUAGUACAGAAGGUACGGAGGUGACAUUUAAAUAUCACUGUCAGAUUUAAGCCCCAAAAUGCUUGAAAUAGCUUGGAUUUUACUCUUAAUCUUUUCACACCAGAUGCCUAUCGUUAUAUGGGGGAGAAACUCUUUGCUUAUACUCCCUGAUAUAAACUGUAAGCAUUCCUCAUUCAAACCGAUGGGUGCCAUAAAUAAAAAAACAGCAGACUAGCUUUGAGGGUCUUUUCGAGGUGCUCCUUGAAAUUCCAUCCCUGGUAGUAACACACAGUCCACUGUUGCCUACCUUGGUCCCCUUUAUGGUAGUAAGUAGAAGGCGUAGCAAUAUACAGUAUACAUAUUCUAUAUUCUACAGUAAAUAUCAUUAUUUUUGGUCAAAAUUGACAACCUGACAAAGAUAUGUUUGUGACUGUAUGCAUUUGUAUGAAUUAUUUUAAAAGGAAAUAAACUGUGGAAAGGUGAA